AUGACGACUUCCAUCAAUUCUAAUGUUUUUGCACCAACCUCCGGUUAUGACAUGAAAGGAUUACAUGUGAUAGAAUUCAUCACUAAUGACCAACCUUACCCCAUCGAAAAGUUAAUGGCAAAAUUGGAAGAAUUUCAAUCGGUUUUCCAAGAUGAGAUUGAAGACUUCAGGUUUGUUUUGCAUGCUAUCAACAACACUCUACUCUCCUCGGCUGCGGUCUCUUAUCUAUUUUCCUCAUUUAGUGUCGGAUCAUCCAAAUGGCACUCGUCUCCUCCUGAGAAAGAUGAAGAUGACGACAUCGAAGUCGAAGCGCUCGUGAAAAAGAAUGCCAUGAUCAAAUCUGCCAUUGAGAAAAUAAGGAAAGCCACCGAAGAGCAAGAAAAACAAUUACGAGAUAAAGAAGAAGAAUUGCAAGAACUCUACGAGACCAUUGCAGAACUGGAAGAAUUAGAUGAAGAAUUGGAUGAGGAAAUUUAUCAUGAUCAGCCUCAACCUCUUGUCAAAUUUCGUAGAGCAAAGUAG
Molecule: messenger RNA, 522 nt
Organism: Acaulospora morrowiae
Lineage: Eukaryota; Fungi; Glomeromycota; Glomeromycetes; Diversisporales; Acaulosporaceae
Source: the annotation of a GenBank genome assembly